Schizosaccharomyces osmophilus is the source of this 1269-nucleotide messenger RNA. RefSeq names its product metacaspase Pca1 (gene pca1). Gene Ontology annotation, biological process: proteolysis. The transcript has 6 exons. Gene Ontology annotation, molecular function: cysteine-type endopeptidase activity. The record is from RefSeq and is a predicted model, not a curated record. Lineage: Eukaryota; Fungi; Ascomycota; Schizosaccharomycetes; Schizosaccharomycetales; Schizosaccharomycetaceae. Bases 1 to 1269 code for a protein of 422 amino acids.
AUGAGUUACGGCUAUAACGACUACUCAGGGAUGAAUUAUGGUCCUUAUGGACCUCAAUAUCCUGUCAAUUCUUAUUCAACUCGAGGAUAUCCAAAUGAAGGCUAUGCUCCUCCGAUGGGACCACCUCCUUCCGGUAAUCGACCGAAUGUAAAUGGUUAUAACAACAAAAUGCCCAUAGGAAACGUAGGACACGUUGAUGCUGCUGCUAGCCAGCAUGUUGGAUAUGCACCUCCUUCUGGGGCGCCUCCUGCUACAGGAAACUAUGCUUAUAACAACCCAGAGUAUCAGGGACCGCAAUUACCUAGUUCAAACUCACAGUCUUAUGACUUUUCAGGUGGUGGAUCAUUUAACUAUCAAUACUCUACUUGCCAAGGAAAGCGAAAAGCCUUGCUGAUCGGUCUCAACUAUGUGAAUACCCCAAAUGAAUUACAGGGAUGUAUCAACGAUGUUAUGGCUACAGGUCAGCUUUUGAGAGAGCGUUAUGGAUACCAAGCUGACGACAUGGUAAUUAUGACCGAUUAUGCUCAGCAUCCAAGAGCUAUUCCUACUCGUCAAAACAUGUUGGAUGGCAUGCGAUGGCUCGUGAGCGGCGCUCAGCCAAAUGAUUCGUUGUUUUUUCAUUAUAGUGGACAUGGUGGGCAAACAAAAGAUUUAAAUGGUGAUGAAGCUGAUGGAUACGACGAAACAAUUUAUCCCUUAGACCAUGAAGUCUCAGGACAAAUUGUCGACGAUGAAAUGCAUGAUAUUAUGGUUCGCCCUUUACCUCCUGGUUGUCGUCUGACGGCCAUUUUUGACUCCUGUCAUUCUGGAGGUGCUCUAGACCUUCCUUUUACCUACUCUACUAAAGGUGUACUCAAAGAACCGAAUAUGCUCAAGGAGUCAGGUAAGAAUGUUCUACAUGCUGGUAUGUCAUAUAUGGCUGGUGAUAUAGGAGGUAUAUUCAGCAAUGUGAAAAAUAUUGUUCAAAGCGCCUCUGGCGGAUUUCGCAACAACGCUGUUCAGUAUUCCAGACAAUACAAGUUCUCACCCGCUGAUGUUAUUUCUAUUUCCGGUUGUAAAGACAAUCAAACCAGUGCCGAUACAAACGUCAAUGGUUUUGCAACUGGUGCACUCUCAUAUGCCUUCCGGGAGGUUGUGUCUCAAAAUCCUCAACUUACCUACCUACAAAUGCUUCAAGGCGUCCGGCAUGUCUUACAAAGCAAGUACUCACAACUUCCCCAAUUGGGUUGUAGCCAUCCUUUGGAUAUGAAUUUGGCUAUGCUUCUCUAA